Triplophysa rosa is the source of this 1199-nucleotide messenger RNA. It is a transcript of the gene ppic, whose product is annotated as peptidylprolyl isomerase C. NCBI's taxonomy places the organism in Eukaryota, Metazoa, Chordata, Actinopteri, Cypriniformes, Nemacheilidae. The record is from RefSeq and is a predicted model, not a curated record. Gene Ontology annotation, cellular component: intracellular membrane-bounded organelle. The transcript is spliced from 5 exons. Gene Ontology annotation, molecular function: peptidyl-prolyl cis-trans isomerase activity. Bases 51 to 677 code for a protein of 208 amino acids. Gene Ontology annotation, biological process: protein folding; protein peptidyl-prolyl isomerization.
GGAGGAGGAGCGUCACACAGGAAGAUAUCACCGCUGUCAAACGCGCCGCUAUGUACCUCUCUCAGAUCUGGCACACGUUGGCUUUCUUUUAUUUGCCGUUUUUAGGGAUCGAUGCAGAUUUCAAAACGCGAACCGGACCGAAAGUCACGGACAAGGUGUUUUUUGACAUCACUGUAGGAGGACAUGAGGUCGGCAGGAUUGUCAUCGGUCUGUUCGGGGAGGUCGUGCCCGUUACCGUGCAGAACUUUGUGGCGCUCGCUACAGGAGAGAAAGGUUACGGCUAUAAGGGCAGCAAGUUCCAUCGUGUGAUCAAAGACUUCAUGAUCCAGGGAGGAGACAUCACAGCUGGAGACGGAACAGGAGGUAGAAGUAUUUACGGUCACACGUUCGCUGAUGAGAACUUCAGACUGAAGCAUCUGGGUGCAGGGUGGGUCAGUAUGGCGAACGCCGGACCCGACACCAACGGCUCUCAGUUCUUCAUCACACUGGCCAGAGCUCCGUGGCUGGACAACAAACACGUGGUGUUCGGUAAAGUUCUGGAGGGAAUGUCGGUCGUUCACACCGUCGAACUUCAGGACACAAACGAGAGGAAUCUGCCGUACACCGAGUGUGUGAUCAUCAACAGCGGACGCAUUAAAGUCAAAGAGCCCUUCGUAGUAGAAGUGGAGGGCUGGUAACAUCAGGCACGUGUUCUCGUUGUUAACACGCGUGUACUGCACGCGUCAGGGUUUCACACGUGUCAUUAAUGAUCAUCUCUACGUCUAUGCAGACACUUUUCUACACUUACAUACCUCACCAUAUCAAAUCACAGAAUCUGUAUUCUCACGGGGUCAUUCACACCGCAUGUGCUGCUUUCUUGUGCAGUUGCCAAAUGUUUGUAUGUAAAAAAACCAGUCCUAAUUUACCCAGAUUCACUCAUAUUCAUCCCAUUUCAUACGCGUGUGAAAUGUAAAAGUGCUCUGUCCAUGUGUAUGUGUUCGUGUUUUAAGAUCCUCAAGAGAUUUCUCUGCUAUAUCAGAAUAAAGAACUUUAAUCCUGAGUGAGUUUGUGAUGUAAUGUGACGUGACGGCUCACACAUUUUCUGAUGGUUUGACUUUGAGUUUAAAUCACGAUGUGAACACAGCGCGAUUUGUUCAUCUCACCUGCGUUUCAUGUUGCGAUGAUCAGGACAGAAACACUGAAAGGUCAAACAGCAGAAG